Messenger RNA from Diutina rugosa, 1695 nucleotides. RefSeq names its product type 2C protein phosphatase (gene PTC5). NCBI's taxonomy places the organism in Eukaryota, Fungi, Ascomycota, Pichiomycetes, Serinales, Debaryomycetaceae. The record is from RefSeq and is a predicted model, not a curated record. The transcript has a single exon. Bases 1 to 1695 code for a protein of 564 amino acids. Gene Ontology annotation, molecular function: cation binding; protein serine/threonine phosphatase activity. Gene Ontology annotation, biological process: protein dephosphorylation.
AUGUUUAUAUUCCACGCCCGACCCCGGCUCUACCACUUGACUCGGGUAGCGGCGCCGCGCCAGGCACACCGCCAAGCCGGGCGCCUGGCGACCCGGGCGCUUAGCCACCGGCCCCGCGCCGUCGCCACCACCAAACGCAACCGCCAGCGCAGCGUCGCCAUCAUCAGCGGCAUCAUCCUUGUCGGCGGCUACGUCAGCUUCAACCAGUCGUCGUACUAUGCGUUGGACACCGCCCCGCCGCAAGGCCUGGGCGCCGCCGACGGCGCCAACUCUCAGCGCGAGCGUUACUUCCUGACGCUGACGCUGUCAUUAUCACAGCCGCUGCUGAUCUCCCAGCAGCAACAGAAAGAAGGCGUGUUCCUCCUCAACGACGACCAGGUGAGCAAUAAGUUGCGCCAGUUUGAGGAGCUGUACUACGUGCGCCGCGGCAAGGGCGUCACCCGCUACGACGUGUGCCAGUUGGCGCUGAACUCGCCCAUCGAAGACGACCGCGCCGAGGAGAUCGUCCAGGUCCCCAUUUUGCAAGACAACAACAUCAAGACCACCACCGACUGGAUGUUUUUCGGCAUAUUCGACGGCCACGGUGGGUGGACGACGUCGCUGCGGCUUCGCGACCAGCUUAUCGGCUACAUUAUCCACGAGUUGGGCACGAUCUUCAAGCCGGCGCCCGAGGAAAACCUCCGGUUCGUGCCGAAUCUGGCCACCAUCGACCAGGCGAUCAAAAACGGUUUCCUCAAAUUGGACCACGAGAUCGUCAACAAGAACAUCGAGCGGUUGCUCAACGACAACAACAAGGCCAAGGCCGCCGAGCUCUUGAUGCCGGCACUCUCGGGGCUGUGCGCCUUGGUGUCAUUUUAUGACACCAACCUGAGAAUGUUGAAGGUCGCCGUCACCGGCGACUCGCGCGCCAUCGUGGGGCUGUUUCAGGAUAACAAGUGGACAGUGAAGCAGCUUCUGAUCGACCAGACGGGGCUGAACCCCACCGAGGUGGCGCGCAUCAUCUCCGAACACCCCGACGAGCCCAAGGUGAUCCGCAACGGGCGGGUGUUGGGGUCGCUCGAGCCUACCCGUGCUUUUGGCGACUGCCGCUAUAAACUCCCGGCGCUGAUCCAGGAGCGGCUCUACAAGCAGUUCUUCGGCCGCCCCCUCCCGCAACUCCUUAAGCUGCCGCCGUACGUCACCGCCGAGCCCGUGAUCACCACCACCAAGAUAAACCCCGAAAACCACGACUUCUUGGUGAUGGCGCUGGACGGGUUGUACGAGAUGUUGAGCAACGAGGAGAUUGUCGGCUUGGUGGUGAAGUGGAUGGAGAAGGAGAAGAUGGUGAAGCCCCAGACGCUGUUGUGGAGCAUGUUCGGCUCGCUGGAAAACAAGCUCCCCGAGGUUGUCGACGUCACUAACGACAAGCUGCUGAAGAAACCGUUCCGCCGCACCCACAAGCCGCAGCUGUUUUUGCUCGAGGACGCCAACGUGCUGACCCACUUGAUCCGCAACGCCUUGAGCAAUGGCGGCUCCAAGGAGCAGACGCAGAUGCUCAUCCUGAUUCCGGCCCCUUCACUGAGACGGUACCGCGACGACUUGACAGUGACGGUGGUGUUUUUCGGCAACAACGACAAGGAGAACGACGCCGGCCUGCUCGAGUUGAAUCCCUUGGCUACCGCUGGCGGCCCCACCGCCAGUAAACCGCGGUUGUAA